CGGGCAGGCGCCUUAUAAUUGGGGAGGCCGGGCCCGCCUUGGGGGCCGGGCGGGCGGCCAUCCCGCGGGAGGGGCUGUGAGCGGGGCGUGGCCGGGACGUCUUUCCUCGGGACCGCGUCCGGGGAGAGGACAGUUACCCGCCACGUCGACCAUGGCAACAGCCUCUGUGGGUCAGAUUUGCGCCCGAAAACUUCUCCCUGUCACUUGGCUUCUGUGUGGUCCCAGAAGAUAUGCCUCGUCCGACUUCAAGGCUGCAGAUCUGCAGCUGGAAAUGACACAGGCGCCUCAUCAGAAGCCUGACCUCAGCAAGCCCCUGGUGUUUGGGAAGAUAUUCACCGACCACAUGCUGAUGGUGGAAUGGAAGGAGGAGAAAGGCUGGGGCCAGCCCCGAAUCCAGCCCUUCCAGAACCUCAUGCUGCACCCGGCCUGCUCCGGCCUUCACUACUCAAUGCAGAUCUUUGAAGGCAUGAAGGCAUUCAGAGGCAGUGACCAGCAGGUGCGCCUCUUCCGACCCUGGCUCAACAUAGACCGGUUGCUGCGCUCGGCCCUGCGCCUCUGCCUGCCGAGUUUUGAUAAGGCCGAGUUGCUCGAGUGUAUCCGCCGCCUGGUGGAAGUGGACAAGGACUGGGUUCCUGGCAGUGCUGGCACCAGCCUCUACGUGCGGCCUGUGUUCAUCGGGAAUGAGCCCACUCUAGGUGUCAGCUGUCCCACACAAGCCCUGCUGUACGUCAUUCUCUGCCCCGUGGGCUCAUACUUCCCUGGAGGCAUCAUGAACCCUGUCUCCCUCCUGGCUGACCCGACAUUCAUCCGAGCUUGGGUGGGUGGGGUCGGCGACUACAAGCUGGGGGGGAAUUAUGCGCCCACAGUGUUUGUGCAACAGCAGGCAAAAAGGAAGGGCUGUGAACAGGUCCUCUGGCUGUAUGGGCCUGACCACCAGCUCACUGAGGUGGGAACCAUGAACAUCUUCGUCUACUGGACCCACGAGGAUGGGGUGCUGGAACUGGUGACGCCCCCAUUGGACGGUGUCAUCCUGCCUGGAGUGGUUAGACAGAGUCUGCUGGACCUGGCUCAGUCCUGGGGUGAGUUCCGCGUGGUAGAGCGGAAGAUCACCAUGAAAGAGGUGUUGCGGGCGCUGGAGGAAGGACGGGUCCGGGAAAUCUUUGGCUCAGGCACCGCUUGCCAGGUCUGCCCUGUGCACCAAAUCCUGUACGAAGGCAAGCACCUCCACAUUCCCACCAUGGAAAAUGGGCCUGAGCUUAUCCUCCGCUUCCAGGAGGAGCUGAAGGCGAUUCAGUAUGGAACAGGAGCCCACGAGUGGAUGUUCCCAGUGUGACGCAGCGGGCUGUGCCCGACCACUCCUCGGAUCCACCGACGUGUCGCAUCUAGUUUGCCUGACCCUCGCUUCCCUACCAAUGACUCACCUGAAGUGCAAUAUAAAAUAAAAGGAUAGGGGCCCGGACGCCUUGGUCUCUGGCGUCCCCCCGUGGUCUCUACACUCCCAAAGCCUUAAGGGCCUGACCCAAGCGUCUGGGCCCCUAGUCCCAUCUCUCAGGCCUCGAGAAUCUGGACUCCCGGCUGCUCCGUGUUGUGGGGUCAAGGAUGCACUUAGCCCCCGACUCCGCAUCUUUCCGUUCUCAAGCCGGAUCUCCCGGUGCUGCCGUUGAUACAUAUUUUUUUCCUCCUCUUGCUGCGAUUUUGAAAUACAAUGCCAAAGAACAAGAUGGUAGCUGUCAUUUCCAAUGAUGCAAGUCAGGGACUCUAGGAUUUUAACCAGGAAUCGCGGUCCUCAGCCUGUUUCAUUUUCAAGGACCCAGCGGUCCGAGCCCCGAAUGUCCUGGCAGUUUCUCUGAUGUGAGAGGUUUUUCGACUUUAUCACAAACUGAGUUUACCAUCUUCCCCUGCUAAUCAGCGCCACCCCCACGUCCCCAUCUUGGGGACAGCCGACCAUACAUCCAGUCACUAGGCCAGACCCCUUGGUACUGUACCCCUUCCCCAUCAGUCCCCAAGCCCUGUCACUCUGCCCUGUCUGUCUCUUCCUCUCUGUCUCUUGGGCCCUGUGUUGGCUCAGACCUUGUCUUCUCCUGCCUAGGUCUUUGUCCCAGCCUCCUCUCUGGCCUCAAUUUUGGCCCCCAAGUGACACCGGUAAACAGAUAGUCAUUACUGAUUAGAUGGCUAGUAAUUCAAAUAUUUCUUUUACAAUUAUUAAUUAUAGCUUUUAGUUGUUGCCCCCCCCCGCCACCACCACCACGUUAGCUGUGCUGCUUAGGCAAUAUAUUAUCCAUCUCCCACUAGGUUCCUAUAGAUAACAGCUCCCUGGUGCCUGGGUCACCGUGGUAAUGGACGUUUGAGCUGUUUUCCAGGAAUUAGGACCCCUUGUCCAGUUCACACAGGUUGAGUGCACCAACCCAUCAACUGGGCCCACGCAGAUGCCUGAUAAGUGACCUUUUUUGACGUCACGAGGCUGAAAACUCCACCCUCCGAUCAUGCUAAGACCACUAUUUUGAGAACAUUCAUCCUCUGAAGAGCCAUGAACCUUGACUACGCUUGUGCAGAUCAAUUAUCUCACCUCUUCUCACCUCCAAUUAUCUAUCCCCACACUUCAGACCGCCUUGCCCUCCUACCCCAUAAAUAUCCCUGAGUCCCCAUUUUUGGGAAGGCGGAUUUGAGACUUAUUCUCUCACCUCUUCACUUGGCUGCCUUGUGAAUAAACUCUCUGUCUGCUGUAA
Equus quagga is the source of this 2726-nucleotide messenger RNA. RefSeq names its product branched chain amino acid transaminase 2 (gene BCAT2). Gene Ontology annotation, cellular component: mitochondrion. NCBI's taxonomy places the organism in Eukaryota, Metazoa, Chordata, Mammalia, Perissodactyla, Equidae. The transcript is spliced from 11 exons. The record is from RefSeq and is a predicted model, not a curated record. Gene Ontology annotation, biological process: L-leucine biosynthetic process; L-valine biosynthetic process. Gene Ontology annotation, molecular function: branched-chain-amino-acid:2-oxoglutarate transaminase activity. The coding region runs from base 152 to 1333 and encodes 393 amino acids.